AUGGCUUCCAACGACCAACCGCUGUCGGAUGCUUCCAAGGAUGAUCCCGUAUCAGCCGUCGCCGUAUCGCAAGAACCCCAGCCGCCACAAUCACAACAACAACCUCCACCACCACCACCACCACAACAAUUACUACAACCCCAAGAGUCACAACAACAACAGCAACCACAACAACAAACUCUCCCUCCAACCGAAUUAAAUGCAAAUUCACACCCCAGCAAUCCCGACCAAGUUUCACAGGAGAAUACAGUGUCUACGACGGGGACGAUUCCCGGGACUGGCAAUGAUACCCAGACACCAGUCGCCACCGCCCAACGAACUGACGGAGAUGCCCCCAUCGAGUCGAACGAGGCCAAGUCCGCGACUUCAGGCGUCCAGCCGUCGUCGCCGGCAUCUGAUGCCUCGGUGAAAGAGACCGAAGUGGAAGAUACGGGUCCAUCGUUGCUGAUUACGCUCCUCCUCAUCACCGGCUCACGGCACCCGCUCAGGAUUGACGGCAGCUACCUGCGCAAACGCUCCAUCAAUGUCGAGAAUGACGACCCGUUCGCCAUGAGCGUCUAUACGUUGAAAGAGUUGAUCUGGAGAGGAUGGAGACAAGAUUGGGAGACCCGGCCGUCCUCCCCCAGCGCCAUCCGCCUCAUCUCGUUUGGCAAGCUCUUGGACGACAAUGCCCCGUUAUCAGACUCCAAAUUCAACCACGAUGCCCCCAACGUGGUGCACAUGACAGUCAAACCUCAGGAGAUUGUCGACGAGGAAGACUCCAAAGGCGCCAAGACUACUGGAUAUGCCCGGGAACGCGAGGCUAGCGAACGCAGCCCAUCAUGUCGCUGCGUGAUUCAGUAA
Messenger RNA from Aspergillus candidus, 843 nucleotides. RefSeq lists its product as uncharacterized. The transcript has 3 exons. The record is from RefSeq and is a predicted model, not a curated record. Lineage: Eukaryota; Fungi; Ascomycota; Eurotiomycetes; Eurotiales; Aspergillaceae. The coding region runs from base 1 to 843 and encodes 280 amino acids.